Messenger RNA from Mandrillus leucophaeus (drill), 855 nucleotides. Its product is annotated as olfactory receptor 8B12-like. Gene Ontology annotation, molecular function: odorant binding; olfactory receptor activity. Gene Ontology annotation, biological process: sensory perception of smell; G protein-coupled receptor signaling pathway. Gene Ontology annotation, cellular component: membrane. The transcript has a single exon. Lineage: Eukaryota; Metazoa; Chordata; Mammalia; Primates; Cercopithecidae. The coding region runs from base 1 to 855 and encodes 284 amino acids. The record is from RefSeq and is a predicted model, not a curated record.
AUGGCUGCCAAGAACUCCUCCUCCGUGACAGAGUUUAUCCUCUCAGGCUUAACCGACCAGCCGGGACUCCAGAUCCCCCUCUUCCUCCUGUUUCUAGGUUUCUACGUGGUCACGGUGGUGGGGAACCUGGGUUUGAUAACCCUGACAGGGCUCAACUCUCACCUGCAUAUUCCCAUGUACUUUUUCCUCUUCAACUUGUCCUUCAUAGAUUUUAGUCAUUCCACUACCCUCACCCCUAAAAUGCGGAUGAGUUUUGUCUCAAAGAAGAACAUCAUUUCCUAUGCAGGGUGUAUGACUCAGUAUUUUUUCUUCUGUUUCUUUGUCUUUUCUAAAUCCUAUAUUCUAUCAGCGAUGGCGUAUGACUGCCACGUGGCCAUCUGUAACCUACUGUUGUACACGGUCACCAUGUCUCCCCAGAUGUGUUUGCUCCUUUUGCUGGGUGUCUAUGGGAUGGGGGUUUUUGGGGCUGUGACUCAUAUGGGAAACAUAACGUUUAUGUCCUUUUGUGGAGACAACCUUGUCAAUCACUACAUGUGUGACCUCCUUCCUCUCCUUGAGCUCUCUUGCAACAGCACUUACAUAAAUUUGCUGGUGGUUUUUAUUAUUGUGACCAUUGGCAUUGGGGUGCCAAUUGUCACCAUUUUUAUCUCUUAUGGUUUUAUUCUUUCCAGCAUUCUCCACAUUAGCUCCACAGAGGGCAGGUCUAAAGCCUUCAGUACCUGCAGUUCCCACAUAAUUGUGGUAUCGCUGUUCUUUGGGUCAGGUGCUUUCAUGUACCUCAAACCACCUUCUAGUCUACCCCUGGACCAGGGGAACGUGUCCUCCAUUUUUUAUACUGCUGUAAUGCCCAUGUAG